AUGGACUCUCGAUCCGUGGCCACUGAGGGUCUUUUACACGCCGAUCGCUGCACUGCCAAGUAUGUAGGACGCGCUGUACAUCGUGCAGACGCUGCUUGCUUCCGCUCGAGUCGUGCAGCAGCAGCUAGUGCGCCAUUUACAUUGCCCCGCAUCUUCUACUAUGAAACUCGGAUUAUGGCUACAUCCCCCACCCCCGAAUUAGCAGCUAAUUCGCUACCUGCGAGACUUAAUACACAAGCGUCGCCGACGAUCGAUCGCACUGUUGUAGCACAACAUCAAGACGCAGAUAUGCCAUCGGCUCAAAGCUGGAGACGAAGUCCAAGCCUUCAGUCUAGAAACACUGAAGACAUGUUGAGUUCUACCAGUACUGACUUGAUGCCUGUGGAAAGACCGAUGAGGUUUAGUGUAUCUUCUACGGCUCAGUGGGCUGAGCAACUGCAGUCCAUUAUUAAUCGACGCCAAGUCAGACUUAGCAAGGACAAAAAAAAGUUUAAACACGAAAUUGCAGUCGGAUUUAUUGUAUUGGACAAGGAAGAGCGUAAAAGUGCGGCUUGGGAUCAACAUUACUCGUCAAGUACGAGUUAUUCUAGGUCGGACAGUGUUUUGGACGCUAGAGUGCCACGUGUGGAAGUCAAGCAAACAAUGCGAGGAACAAUAUCGGACAUGGUGGUUGGAGGCGAGUCGAAAAAGGGAAUUGCAAAGUAUAAGACAAAGACGCGGCCUGCGAUUUUUCAUGAAGAUUUGCAACAAAUGGUUAAUUCGGUGGCAUACGUGGGCAAAACUGGUCAUGUGGUCUCUCAUCAACAAAAGUAUCUACAAUGUCAACGAUAUGGAGCUGGAGACGUCGUGGGGUGUGGAAUUCUCUUUGACACGAAUACAUUCUUUUUUACGCGGAAUGGCAGCUUAGUAGGCCUGCUGGCAGCUGCGGAUGUACGUAAUUUGGACAAUUUUGGAGAAGAUUCGGACUUGGAAGAAGAAAAGAGUGGCGCAGAUGACUCGGAGUCUUACGGCGAAGAUAAAAAGGACGGUGUGGUGGCUGACGAAGGCACGCGGACCACACUGGACAGUAUCGAUGUUGCUGAUACGGAAGAGACCGGUGACCAUUGUGAGGUCAAGAAUGUACUGUACCCGUGUGUAAGCCUUCACGGUGUGGGCGAAUGUGUACGCGCAGUAUUCAAAGCUGACGCUUUUCUGUUUGAUUUGCCAAAAUUUGAACGGCAGAUCCAAAAAAAUCGCCAAGAGGCAUUGAUAGCAGAUCGUGAAAGACGCAGAAAAAGUGGCAAUGGAAGUGAAACUGAUCAUUCCGAGCGCAAGACCGAAAGUAGAGUAAAUGAACUCGUGCAGGAUUUUCUUCUGUAUCAUGGCUACGAAAGUGCGUACGAGACGUUUAAAGCAGCCCUUGAGCCUUCGAAACGGCAAUGUCUGUCGUCAGGCGGUAUGGAAGUAGUCAGCAAGAAUGAAGCUGAAGCAAGUGUUGUGAGCAGCGCUGGAGAUAUGGACGGUGAUCAUGAACGAGAAGUCGUGAAGUUCAGUCACGCGCAGUCGAGUUUGCACUUUGUCAAGAAGAAACAGAUGCGUGAGUCUCUGAGCUUACGCCAUGAAGUGCGCGAGCACAUUCGUUGCUGUCGUACAGCACAGGCAUUAGCAUUGCUCGAGCAACAUGAGCCUGCACUCGCGACAAUUCAGACAGGCCGCUAUUUUUGCCGAAUGAGAAAAAUCAUACAGUCAUGUCGGAUCCUGUGUGUUGUCGACAUCUUGACCCAUGGAGGGGAGGCAAAGAUAGUCGCUUCUUCGUCGCUAGCAUUGAAUGGCGCAUCAGAGUUGAUGACAAUCGAGAAAGGCAGAUGCAAUGGAUGGAAUUCCGAAAUGGCGAUUGAGUUUGCACGACAGGUAUUUGGGUCUUCUAGCGAGAUCACGACUAAAGGAAAGCGUAAAAGACCAGGCCUCAACAGUGGAGCACAGAAGCAAAGUGGGGACACAACCGACGUCGCGCUAGCCAUGAGUUUGCUCCUUUACGGCCAGCGUGACACGAUACCUAAAUCGAGUCGUGCUCGUAGAUUCCUGACGCCAGAGUUUCGCGAGUCGGUAGCCGAGCAAUUAAACGAAUUACUGCUGAUGUAUAACAAUGGCGCGGAGAUAGCACCGCCAGCAUCAGCGCUUGUAACGUUUAUGGAAGACCAUGAAAAAGUACGAAUGAAGUGUUUAGAACGAGGGUGUCGUGUAUAUCCGGAAAGUGAUAGCAACGGCGUAAGUAAGAUCAUGUCGGGUCGACGUAAAGUCUCAGUAUCUUCCAACGUGGACAAGUUUUCAUCGUCCUCGAGUGAACAGGACGAUCAUUCAGCCGAUGAAGACGAUGACGACGAUGAGGAGUAA
This is a messenger RNA of Peronospora matthiolae, 2373 nucleotides long. Lineage: Eukaryota; Oomycota; Peronosporomycetes; Peronosporales; Peronosporaceae. The record is from the annotation of a GenBank genome assembly.